This is a messenger RNA of Schistosoma guineensis, 216 nucleotides long. Lineage: Eukaryota; Metazoa; Platyhelminthes; Trematoda; Strigeidida; Schistosomatidae. The record is from the annotation of a GenBank genome assembly.
AUGAAAUCAGUAAUAUCAUCAUCAUCAUCAUCCAAAGCAUCAUCAUCAUCCAAAGCGUCAUCAUCAUCAUCCAAAGCAUCAUCAUCAUCGUCAUCCAAAGCAUCAUCAUCAUCGUCAUCCAAAGCAUCAUCAUCAUCGUCAUCCAAAGCAUCAUCAUCAUCAAAUAUGUGCUUACCAUGUACGAUUCUAGUUUAUUGUAGACGUAAGAAAUAUUAG